Messenger RNA from Parastagonospora nodorum SN15, 255 nucleotides. RefSeq lists its product as hypothetical. The record is from RefSeq and is a predicted model, not a curated record. The coding region runs from base 1 to 255 and encodes 84 amino acids. Lineage: Eukaryota; Fungi; Ascomycota; Dothideomycetes; Pleosporales; Phaeosphaeriaceae. The transcript is spliced from 3 exons.
AUGGCUGUACGAAGCUACGAUGACGAACUUCGCGUGCAGAUGGCUGAGGGCAAAGCUAAAAGUGGUCCUCCAUCGACCGACUUAAGCCAUGGGCUAGAGUACUUCUGCGUCGGGGAACUACGCCCCUGCAUCCGGUGUGGGGAGUGGACUCAACUCAGAAAGCGUUGGAUCUCGGUGGACAAUGGCAGUCUUCUUUCCAGAGCACGAUGCUACAAGGGUCAAAUGGUUGCACUACUUGUCGAUCGUGGGCGAUAG